Messenger RNA from Limanda limanda (common dab), 2607 nucleotides. Its product is annotated as minor histocompatibility antigen H13-like. Gene Ontology annotation, cellular component: cytoplasmic side of endoplasmic reticulum membrane; membrane; lumenal side of endoplasmic reticulum membrane. Lineage: Eukaryota; Metazoa; Chordata; Actinopteri; Pleuronectiformes; Pleuronectidae. The transcript has 12 exons. Gene Ontology annotation, biological process: membrane protein proteolysis. The record is from RefSeq and is a predicted model, not a curated record. Gene Ontology annotation, molecular function: aspartic endopeptidase activity, intramembrane cleaving. Bases 119 to 1312 code for a protein of 397 amino acids.
GUGGCCCUACCGGAGCGAGCAGCCGCAGCAGCAGCAGCCGCCUCAGAGUGAGCAGGAGCCCGCAGACCUCAGCCGCAUCUCCGCCUCCAGCUCAGCUCCAUCCCGCCUCUCCUCCACCAUGUCCGAGGCUCAGACCGCCCCGGCCUCGGCCCCGGAGGCCGCCGCCGCCGCGGUGCUGGAGGCCCUGAACGCCUCCGACCCCACCGGCUCCGAGGCGCUGAACGCGACCGUGAAGUUCGUGGCCAGCCCGGAGGGCACGGCGCUGGCGUACGGGAGCCUGGUGCUCAUGGCGCUGCUGCCCAUCUUCUUCGGAGCCCUGCGCUCCGUCAGCUGCUCCAAGUCCAAGGAGCUCGGAGACAAUGAUACAGAUUCUGGGUUCAGAAAUGCAUCAGAAAUGCCAGAAACCAUCACCAGUCGUGAUGCGGCGCGGUUUCCCAUCAUCGCCAGCUGCACCUUGUUCGGCCUCUACCUCUUUUUCAAGGUGUUUUCUCAAGAGUACAUCAACAUGCUGCUGUCCAUCUACUUCUUCGUGCUGGGCGUCCUGGCUCUGUCUCACACCAUGAGUCCACUGAUGUCCAGAAUCUUUCCAACGUCGAUUCCAAACAAACAGUUCCAGCUGCUCUUCACUCAGGGCUCCGGAGACGCCAAAGAGGAAAUUGUCAACUAUGAGUUUGACACCAAGAACCUUGUGUGUCUGGUGAUCAGCAGCGUGGUCGGAGUCUGGUACGUGCUCAAGAAGCACUGGAUCGCCAACAACCUGUUCGGCCUGGCGUUCGCCCUGAACGGCGUGGAGCUGCUGCACCUGAACAACGUGAGCACCGGCUGCAUCCUGCUGUGGGGCCUGUUCGUCUACGACGUCUUCUGGGUGUUCGGGACCAACGUCAUGGUAACGGUCGCCAAGUCCUUCGAAGCCCCAAUCAAACUGGUGUUCCCUCAGGACCUGCUGGAGAAAGGUCUCGGUGCCAGUAACUUCGCCAUGUUGGGUCUGGGAGACAUCGUGAUCCCUGGGAUCUUCAUCGCUCUGCUGCUGCGCUUCGACGUCAGCCUGAAGAAGAACAGCAGGACGUAUUUCUACACCAGCUUCCUGGCCUACAUCUUCGGACUGGGCCUCACCAUCUUCGUCAUGCACACCUUCAAACACGCACAGCCCGCUCUGCUCUACCUGGUCCCGGCCUGCGUCGGCUUCCCCGUCGUCGUGGCUCUGAUCAAAGGAGAGUUCACCGAGAUGUUCAGGUACGAGGAGACGCCACCCGAGGAGGAGGCGGCUGCGGUGGCUAAUGGCGACGAGCCAGAGAAGAAGAAGGACCAAUAACAUCCACCGCUGCCUGCCCCCCCCACCCACCGCCAUCCAGCCUGCUGCCGCCACAUUUCACUGAAGCCCCACCCCCCGCCUCUCCAGCUUCCUGUUCGUUGCCGGGGGAGAUGGAGCUCGUGUCGCCAACGUGUUUUGUCUUUGAAAACCCAUCGGCGCGGCCGCUGGUCUCCAUGGUAACGGCUGCUGUCGUGCUAAUGGGGGCGUGUCUGUAUUAAAAGGUUGUUGCGUUACAGCAGUAGAGCCUCGUUGCCAUGUUCCCUCAUGUUUCCUCUCAGCUGCUCUCACACAGGAAGCCCCGCCCCCCCGCGGCGGCGCCCUGUGUGGCGCAGUCGCCUCAGACGAACCAGGAAGUGAGCGAGCGCUUGUUUUCGUCUUUCACAGCCUGAAGAGAAGAGAGAGAAUCACAGGGUGAAGCGAGCGCUUCUUUCCUUCCUUGUUUCCUGCUCGUCACUCUGCCUUCUGCUUUCUCAUCUCUGUGUUUUCUGUUUAGUUUUUCUCAGUUUUAUUGUUUCCUGUUAAAGGCCAGAGUUUUAAGAUGAAGACGAACGGUUCAGUUUUCAUUGUGGAACCUUCAUGUCUGUGAACAGCUGCUUCACACCAGGAAAUAAACCUCUGGAUCAGAGCUGAGCUGCUUCAGAUUAAACCCGUGUCCAUUGGUUGUUUGCUGCAGCAGCUGCAGGUCACAUGGUCUGAGAGGCCGUUGGUUCAGAUAUUUAUUUUUAUCCAGCUCCAUUUAAAAUAUGAUUCUGUUGUGAAGUUUUUAUCAUCAUGUGUCGACUUGAUCGUCAGCGUGUUCGUUCUGUUAGAAAUCUAAAGACCUGAUGACCGUGAGAAACUGAAAAACAUCAGCAAGCUGUCGACAGUAAAAUCCCUUUUAUUCUUUUUAGUUAAAGUUUUUCACCUUGAGCGGAUGAUAGUUUCAUUUAAUUUGAUAAAACGUUCUGGCAAAGUUUUGAUGAGUCUCAUGGAUCAAUGUGUCGGUUUUCAUUUCAAACACGGAGAACUGAAUGGAAACUAAUUAAGGAUUAAUUUGUGUCAAAAACACAAAUCACACAGAGUAAUAAACCAGAUGUUUCAGACUCAACAUCUGUUUUAGUUCUGGUUGUUUAAUCAGACGACAGCUGAGUCUCUACCUGGCGUCUGAUGAAGGAACCAAACAAACAUGAGCCGGGUUUUUCACUCUUAAAGUUCUGGCCUGAGGGGGAGGAGCCUCGUCAGAUCUGAUGUUUUCAUGACUCGAAUUUUUGCUCAUUUUCUCAUGAAUAAAUUUGAAAUAUACUUUUUCAUCCAAA